Molecule: messenger RNA, 913 nt
Organism: Eruca vesicaria subsp. sativa (arugula)
Lineage: Eukaryota; Viridiplantae; Streptophyta; Magnoliopsida; Brassicales; Brassicaceae
Source: the annotation of a GenBank genome assembly
AAACGAUCGACCCCUUGGCAAAUCUCCAGCAGUCAUGGAUCUCUCACCCAUUACGGAAGCUUUAGCCGUCAAAUCCUUUGAUAAAAUCGCCGAUAUCUGCGACAAUCUCAUGCUUCAGGUUGCUUCCGAAGGAAUCUCAUUCCAUGAUGACUGGCCUUACGCAAUCCAUCUUCUCGGUCACUUCUACGUUGACGACUGUGAUAGUGCCCGUUUCCUGUGGAAAACAAUACCUCCAAGUGUGAAGGAGAGCAAGCCUGAAGUUGCUGCUGCUUGGAGGAUUGGUCAGAAGCUCUGGACACGUGACUAUCCUGGUGUUUAUGAAGCUAUUCGGGGUUAUGACUGGAGUCAAGAAACUAAAGAUAUGGUUGCUGCAUUCUCAGACGUUUACACAAAAAGGAUGUUUCAGCUUGUGUUGUCUGCCUACUCCACAAUUACCAUCCGCGAUUUGGCUCUUUUCCUAGGGAUGACAGAAGAUAAUGCCACAACUUAUGUUUUGGAGAAUGGAUGGACAGUGGAUGCGGCAUCUCAAAUGGCGACUGUGAAGAAGCAAGCUGUUAAAAGAGAGCAAAAGGUGGAUUCAUCGAAGCUGCAACGCUUGACAGAGUAUGUGUUCCACCUUGAACACUAAACUCUCCUAUUUUAGCGAAAACUAAAACGGCCAAACCAUAUUCUGUUUCAAAGAGACGGCUCUAGUUUCAGUUUUUUUCUUUUUUUCUUUUUCGGGAGACUUACUUCACAAGUUUGUAAUCUACAACAUGCCUGGUGCUGAUAUGAUGAGCUGAUUUCGGCGUUAAAUUGAUAUACCGUAUGCUAAACGUAGAAUCAUCACAAAGACUCCUCUCAUCUACCGGUCAUGCUAAGAGAAUCAAAUAAUGUUAUUUAUUUGUCGUGAAAUAGAAAACUAAACAAAACC